UGGACACCAUGGGGUAGUUACGUCAUUUGUAUGCGCCCAUAUUUGGUCAAAGAAUAACACCACGCAAAACCCGUUUCAGGGCCACCAGAUAUAUUUUUAUGUCUAUAUAUUUAUGUAGCUAUACUUUUUUAUUUGCUGUGUCUCUGUUUAAAAGCUGUCAUUUGGCCUAGCGUUCGGCAAGAAGUGGAAGUGAGGCAACUGAAGUGGAACACUAGCUUUUUAUUCACACCAUCAUCGUUGAAAAAUACAUGAUGACAACUUUAACAAGGCAGGACCUCAACUUUGGACAAGUGGUUGCGGACAUCUUGUGUGAAUUCCUGGAAGUUGCCAUUCAUCUCAUCCUAUAUGUCCGUGAAGUUUAUCCCUCUGGAAUUUUUCAGAAGAGAAAGAAAUACAAUGUCCCAGUGCAGAUGUCGUGUCACCCGGAGUUGAACCAGUACAUCCAAGAUACACUUCACUGUGUUAAACCACUCAUUGAGAAGAAUGAUGCAGAGAAGGUGGUUGUCGUCAUCAUGGACAAGGAGCAUCAUCCAGUCGAAAGAUUUGUGUUUGAGAUAUGUCAACCACCACUGCUGUCCAUCAGCUCGGACACAUUACUGUCUCACGUGGAGCAGCUGCUGAGGGCAUUUAUUCUAAAGAUCAGUGUCUGUGAUGCUGUUUUACAAAAUAACCCCGCAGACUGUUCAUUCACAGUGUUAGUUCAGACAAGAAAUGCUGCUACACGAAACAUGGAGAAGGUUCAAGUCAUCAAGGACUUUCCAUGGAUAGUUGCUGACGAGCAAGAAAUCCACAUGCAAGAGUCAAGACUCAUCCCAUUAAAGACAAUGACCUCUGACAUAGUUAAGAUGCAACUCUAUGUGGAGGAGCGAGCCCAGAAGACGGUACAUUGAUUCUGAGUGACACAUGAGGUGAAGUAGAUGGUUAGAGAUGGCUGGAAUGAGAUCUGUGGAUAAUAUCCACAAGUAUUACUUGGGAGUAUGUGUGUGUAAGUGUAUAUAUAUUUAUAUAUAUAUAUAAGGGGUGCUCCGAUUGAUCGGCCACAGAUUGGUAUUGGCGGAUAUUACUGAACCAACUUUAAGCCCCGCCCAUUUCCAGACAAACCACGUCCACUUCUGAUUUAUGUGAAUAUGAAUACAGAUGAAUGGUGUACUUGCUCAUCCUGAAUCGGAACACCCCUAAUAUAUAGUGUAUGUCUUGUUUUAAUGAUGUCAUGGACAUUUUUACUAUUGAAACGUAAUUACCAUUAAAUUGAAUGCAAUGUGCCAGUACAGUGCCCCUUUGCAUUGCUUUUGCACUGCUUAAAGGAAAAAUGCGUCUUUUGUAAUCAAGAACACAAAUGACUUCCCUUUGUUUCUGCGUUCUGGAUCGCCACCUCAGGCUGGCAGUUAAUUGGGAUUCACCUGCUCUGACAAUAAAGUGCUAUAGAGAAA
This is a messenger RNA of Doryrhamphus excisus (bluestripe pipefish), 1430 nucleotides long. It is a transcript of the gene mad2l2, whose product is annotated as mitotic arrest deficient 2 like 2. The record is from RefSeq and is a predicted model, not a curated record. NCBI's taxonomy places the organism in Eukaryota, Metazoa, Chordata, Actinopteri, Syngnathiformes, Syngnathidae. Gene Ontology annotation, cellular component: zeta DNA polymerase complex.